Molecule: messenger RNA, 1701 nt
Organism: Pipistrellus nathusii (Nathusius's pipistrelle)
Lineage: Eukaryota; Metazoa; Chordata; Mammalia; Chiroptera; Vespertilionidae
Source: the annotation of a GenBank genome assembly
AUGGCGCCCACCCUGGCCACUGCCCACCGGCGCCGCUGGUGGAUGGCCUGCACGGCGGUGGUGGAAAACCUCCUCUUCUCGGCAGUCCUCCUGGGCUGGGGCUCGCUGCUCAUCAUGCUCAAGUCCGAGGGCUUCUACUCCUACCUGUGUACCGAGCCAGAGAACGUCACCAACGGCACAGCAGCUGAGUCAGGGCAGGAGGAGGAGGUGAGCUGGAUGAACGGUUGGCUCAGCUGCAAGGCCCAAGAUGAGAUGCUAAACUUAGCCUUCACCGUGGGCUCCUUCCUGCUCAGUGCCAUCACCCUGCCCCUGGGCAUCGUCAUGGACAAGUACGGCCCCAGGAAGCUCAGGCUGCUAGGCAGUGCCUGCUUUGCUGUCUCCUGCUUGCUGAUUGCAUAUGGAGCAAGUAACCCAAAUUCUCUCUCUGUGCUCAUCUUCAUCUCCCUGUCUCUGAACGGCUUUGGCGGGAUGUGCAUGACGUUCACCUCGUUAACACUGCCCAACAUGUUCGGCGACCUUCGCUCCACGUUUAUUGCCUUGAUGAUCGGAUCCUAUGCCUCCUCAGCAGUCACCUUCCCGGGAAUCAAGGUCAUCUACGACUUUGGUGUCUCCUUCAUCAUCAUCCUCGUGGUCUGGGCCGGCUGCUCCGGCCUGGUUUUCCUCAACUGCUUCUUUAACUGGCCUCUGGAGCCCUUCCCGGGGCCAGAGGACAUGGACUACACGGUGAAGAUCAAGUUCAGCUGGCUGGGCUUCGACCACAAGAUCACGGGGAAGCAGUUCUACAAGCAGGUGACGACCGUGGGGCGCCGCCUCAGCGUGGGCAGCUCCAUGCGGAGCCACAAGGAGCAGGCGGCCCUGCAGGAGGGCCACAAGCUCUGCCUGUCCACCGUGGACCUGGAGGUCAAGUGCAAGCCCGAUGCCGCAGCGGCGCCCUCCUUCAUGCACAGCAUCUUCAGCCCCAUCCUGCUGCUCAGCCUGGUCACCAUGUGCGUCACGCAGCUGCGGCUCAUCUUCUACAUGGGUGCCAUGAACAGCAUCCUCAAGUUCCUGGUCAGCGGGGACCAGGACAAAGUGAGCCUCUAUACCUCCAUUUUCGGUGUGCUCCAGCUCCUCUGCCUGCUGACGGCCCCCAUCAUCGGCUACAUCAUGGACUGGAGGAUGAAGGAGUGUGAAGAUGCCACAGAUGAGCCCGAAGAGAAAGACGCCAACCCAGGCGAGACGAAGAAGAAGCGAGACCGGCAGAUCCAGAAGGUCACCAACGCCAUGCGGGCCUUUGCCUUCACCAACGUGCUGCUUGUGGGCUUUGGGGUGACGUGUCUCAUUCCCAACCUGCCUCUACAGAUCCUCUCCUUCAUCCUGCACACAAUUGUGCGGGGAUUCAUCCACUCUGCCAUUGGGGGCCUGUACGCCGCCGUGUACCCCUCCACCCAGUUUGGCAGCCUCACGGGACUGCAGUCUCUGGUCAGCGCGCUCUUUGCUCUCCUGCAGCAGCCCCUGUUCCUGGCCAUGAUGGGCCCCCUCCAGGGAGACCCUCUGUGGGUGAACGUGGGGCUGCUGGUCAUGAGCCUGCUGGGGUUCUGCCUCCCCCUCUACCUCAUCUGCUACCGGCGCCAGCUGGAGAGGCAGCUGCAGCAGAAGAGGGAAAACGACAAGCUUUUCCUCAAGCUCAACGGCUCGUCCAACCAGGAGGCUUUCGUGUAG